Messenger RNA from Ogataea philodendri, 1266 nucleotides. RefSeq lists its product as uncharacterized. NCBI's taxonomy places the organism in Eukaryota, Fungi, Ascomycota, Pichiomycetes, Pichiales, Pichiaceae. The transcript has a single exon. Bases 1 to 1266 code for a protein of 421 amino acids. The record is from RefSeq and is a predicted model, not a curated record.
AUGGCCAGCCUCAUGGUACGCAACGAUCCGCUUCUCGUCCGGAGACAACAGCUUGCUCUUCUUCUCCAGACCGGCAAUCACACGCUCAAUGGCCUGUUCAAAGUCGUGAACGUCCACAAACGCCUCGCCGUGACGCGCAGCAAUCAGCGCAGCCUCGUUACAGCAGUUGGCGAUGUCUGCUCCGGAAAAUCCAGGCGUCAUCGUGGCCAGUCGUCCCUUCAGAUCCUCAAGAUCAACAUCGUCCUUCAGCUUCAGACUGCGCAGAUGAACAGCAAAGAUCUCCUUACGGCCAGAAAGCUCCGGGUUGUCCAAGUAGACCUUUCUGUCGAAUCUUCCUGGUCUCAACAAAGCAGAGUCCAAAACGUCUGCUCUGUUUGUACCGGCCAGAACAACAACGUAGUCAGACGUGGAAAAUCCAUCCAUCUCGACCAACAGCUGGUUCAACGUGUUUUCUCUCUCGUCGUUGCUACCGGCAGCACGGCCCUUGGAACGCGACUUUCCAAUGGCGUCGAUCUCGUCCACGAAAAUGAUAGAAGGUGCGUUUUCUCUUGCAGUCUUGAACAGCUCCCGAACUCUGGAAGCACCAACACCAACAAACAUCUCCACAAACUCCGAGCCAGAAACACUGUAGAACGGAACACCGGCCUCUCCAGCAGUCGCCUUGGCCAGCAUCGUCUUACCAGUUCCUGGGGGACCGGUCAGAAUGGCUCCUCUUGGGAUCUUGGCUCCCAAACGCUCGUACUUCUCUGGGCUCUUCAAAAACUUGACAAACUCCAUGAUCUCCUCCUUGGCCUCGUCGCAUCCAGCCACGUCGUCGAAUUUGAUCUUGACGCUCUUUUCCGCAUUGAAUCUCUUGAACUGCUUGGCGUUGUUGCCAAACAGUCCGUUUCCAAGUCCUUGAGAACUACUCAGCAGCUUUCUCGACGACCAAAUAAUGAAUCCAAACAACAACAGCGUUGGCAAGAUGUUGUAGAAUGCUUUGAAAAACGAAGCGUUCUGAACAUACAUCACAGGAAGUCUCAAAUCCUCAGGAACGUUGUUUUCUUCCUGUGCAUGUUUCAACUUCUCCUCAAAAUUCUGCACAGAACCAAUUGUGAAGUAGUACUCGGUUCUCGAAUCAUGAACAGGCUGGUUCUUCCCCAACUCGUUCAUGAUCACACGAACAAGGUUGUUGUUCACCACAAUCAGUUUCUCAACAUACCCCUUGUCCAACAACGAGGUGCGGAAAUCCUGCCACGUGAUCUCUCUCUCGUUGGACUCGAGUGA